UCAUUGGAGCUCUGCGUAAGGUCUGGCUGACCCGGACUUGCCUGUGGGGUGUGAUGGACUUGCCGGGGCGAGUCCCCUGCAGUUGGCAGGAGUAUGGGGCGGAGUGGUGCACGUCCGGGUGCCCAGCAUCUUGCUAGUUGUCGAAGACGGCGCUUUGGAACGCCCUCUGCCCGGGACUGCGUUCCCGAUCUGGGAGACCCUAGAACUACACUGCACGGCCAGUGAGAGGUCCCCAAGGACGGAGUCGAAAGGUCAUACUUUAUCUCUCAGUGCUGGUGACAGCAUCGUGACGGGACCUGCAGAAUCUCAACUCGAUCCGUAAUGCCUCCUGCCUCGUUCUUUCAAGAUGGAGGGGAAAACCAUGGGAGAGACUACUCAAGUGGUGUCUAAAUUCAAACUCUCCACCAAGGUAGACAGCAGUGGACACUGGCUGGUGGAAGAUCAUGCUCGAAUAUGGGAAGUCUUAAAGACAGAGGAGGUUGAAGGGAACCAGCUGCCUCCAGGACAUACCGUCAGUCAGUAUGAGACCUGUAAAAUCAGGACCAUAAAAGCUGGCACGUUGGAGAAGCUUGUGGAGAACCUACUGACAGCUUUUGGGGACAAUGACUUUACCUACAUCAGCAUUUUCCUGUCCACAUACAGAGGCUUUGCCUCCACUAAAGAAGUGCUGGAGCUGCUGCUGGACAGAUAUGGAAACUUGACAAGCCCAAGCUGUGAAGAAGAUGGAAACCAAACUUCAUCAGAGUCCAAGACGGUGAUUAGAAAUGCAAUUGCCUCAAUCUUGAGGGCUUGGCUUGACCAGUGUGCCGAAGACUUCCGAGAACCCCCUCAUUUCCCUUGCUUGCAGAAACUGUUGGAUUAUCUCAAACGGAUGAUGUCAGGCUCUGACCCCGAAAGAAGAGCACAAAAUCUCCUCGAGCAGUUUCAGAAGCAAGAAGUGGAACCUGACAAUGGGCUUCCCAGCACCAUGUCAUUCAGCCUGGAAGAGGAAGAGGAACUGGAGGUUGGAGGGUCAGCAGAAUUCACGUUCUUCUCCGAAGAUCUUGUGGCGGAGCAGCUGACCUAUAUGGAUGCACAACUGUUCAAGAAAGUGGUGCCUCACCACUGCCUGGGCUGCAUCUGGUCUCAAAGGGAUAAGAAAGAAAACAAACAUUUGGCUCCUACAAUCCGGGCUACCAUCUCUCAAUUUAAUACCCUCACCAAAUGUGUCGUCAGCACCAUCUUAGGGGGCAAAGAACUGAAAACGCAGCAGCGAGCCAAAAUCAUCGAGAAGUGGAUUAACAUUGCUCAUGAAUGUAGAAUCCUGAAGAACUUUUCCUCCUUGCGGGCCAUCGUUUCGGCAUUGCAGUCUAAUUCCAUCUACCGACUGAAAAAGACUUGGGCUGCCGUCCCAAAGGACCGAAUGCUGAUGUUUGAAGAACUUUCAGAGAUUUUCUCAGACCAUAAUAACCAUUUGACCAGUCGGGAACUACUGAUGAAGGAAGGAACCUCCAAAUUUGCAAACCUAGACAGCAAUGUGAAAGAAAACCAGAAGCGGACUCAGAGGCGACUUCAGCUCCAGAAAGACAUGGGUGUGAUGCAGGGAACUGUGCCUUACCUGGGCACCUUCCUCACUGACCUGACCAUGCUGGAUACAGCUCUGCAGGACUACAUAGAGGGUGGCCUGAUAAACUUUGAGAAAAGAAGAAGGGAAUUUGAAGUGAUUGCCCAGAUAAAGCUAUUACAGUCUGCCUGCAACAGCUAUUGUAUGACCCCAGACCCAAAGUUCAUCCAGUGGUUCCAGAGACAGCAGCUCCUGACAGAGGAGGAGAGCUAUGCCCUCUCGUGUGAGAUUGAAGCAGCCGCCGACACCAGUACCACCUCGCCCAAGCCUCGGAAGAGCAUGGUGAAGAGGCUGAGCCUGCUGUUUCUGGGUUCAGACAUUAUCACCAGCAGCACUCCCACCAAAGAGCAGCCCAAGUCCACUGCCAGCGGGAGCUCCGGCGAAAGCAUGGACUCCGUCAGCGUGUCUUCCUGCGAGUCGAAUCACUCGGAGGCUGAGGAGGGCUCUAUCACUCCUAUGGACACACCUGAUGAGCCCCCCAAAAAGCUCUCCGAAUCCUCCUCCUCGUGUUCCUCCAUCCACUCCAUGGACACAGCUUCCUCAGGGAUGUCGUCCUUAGUCAAUCCCCUCUCCUCUCCUCCGACCUGCAACAGCAACCCCAAAAUCCACAAGCGCUCCGUCUCCGUAACAUCCAUUACCUCGGCAGUGCUUCCUCCUGUUUACAACCAGCAGAAUGAAGACACCUGCAUCAUCCGUAUCAGCAUAGAAGACAACAACGGCAACAUGUACAAGAGCAUCAUGUUGACGAGCCAAGAUAAAACCCCAGCUGUGAUCCAGAGAGCAAUGCUGAAGCACAAUCUGGACUCGGACCCGGCCGAGGACUACGAACUGGUGCAGGUCAUCUCAGAGGACAAAGAGCUAGUGAUCCCGGACUCCGCAAAUGUCUUUUAUGCCAUGAACAGCCAAGUGAACUUUGACUUCAUUUUACGCAAGAAGAGCCCCGUGGAAGAGCAAGUGAAACUGCGUAGCCGGACCAGCUUGACAUUACCCAGGACAGCUAAACGGGGCUGCUGGAGUAACAGGCACAGCAAAAUCACCCUCUGAAAGAAGGGACCCAGCGCCCUUGCUUACCAAGGGCAGAGUGGAGCUAAGAAUGGACAGUCAUGAUUACAACUACCAACCAGUGUUAAAGGAUUGUUGGUGAAGUCUACAGAUAUUUAUUAACUGUGUGCA
Chrysochloris asiatica (Cape golden mole) is the source of this 2776-nucleotide messenger RNA. It is a transcript of the gene RGL1, whose product is annotated as ral guanine nucleotide dissociation stimulator-like 1. Gene Ontology annotation, cellular component: plasma membrane. The record is from RefSeq and is a predicted model, not a curated record. Gene Ontology annotation, biological process: Ras protein signal transduction; positive regulation of GTPase activity. NCBI's taxonomy places the organism in Eukaryota, Metazoa, Chordata, Mammalia, Afrosoricida, Chrysochloridae. Gene Ontology annotation, molecular function: guanyl-nucleotide exchange factor activity. Bases 347 to 2647 code for a protein of 766 amino acids. The transcript has 18 exons.